Messenger RNA from Pollicipes pollicipes, 1381 nucleotides. RefSeq names its product protein phosphatase 1D. Gene Ontology annotation, biological process: protein dephosphorylation. Lineage: Eukaryota; Metazoa; Arthropoda; Thecostraca; Pollicipedomorpha; Pollicipedidae. The transcript is spliced from 7 exons. The record is from RefSeq and is a predicted model, not a curated record. Gene Ontology annotation, molecular function: protein serine/threonine phosphatase activity; cation binding. The coding region runs from base 47 to 1381 and encodes 444 amino acids.
GUGGGUGGCGGAGUGGCUGAGGUGCAGCGUGUCACUACUUGUUGAUAUGGCUCCUAACAUCGGGGUCAAUCUACGUGUGACGGGCCAUUGCAAUCAGGGAGACCGAAGAUAUAUGGAAGAUGUCUUCUCUGUUGCGUACCAACAGACAGAGGACGAGAAAGACCUGGAAUAUGCGUUUUUCGGAAUAUUCGAUGGGCAUGGUGGUCGAGAAGCUGCCCAAUUCGCGAAAGACAAUCUUAUGGACUUUGUCGUCAGUCAGAAGAACUUCUGGUCAGAUGAAGACGAACUUGUGCUGAAGGCUAUACGCGAAGGGUUCAUCGCCACGCAUCAGGCGAUGUGGAAGGAACUGGAGCAUUGGCCAAAGACAUCAGCUGGUCUGCCCAGCACCUCAGGCUCCACAGCCAGUAUUGCCUUCAUCAGGAGAGGCAAGAUCUACACUGGACAUGUGGGGGACUCAGCUAUUGUUCUGGGAUAUCAGAAACCUGGGGACGACCCUCGUCACUGGUACGCGCGGCCGCUGACGCGCGACCACAAGCCCGAGUCGGUGGACGAGUGCGAGCGGAUCCAGCAGAGCGGCGGCAAGGUGAUCAACAAGUCCGGCGUGCCCCGGGUGGUCUGGAACCGGCCGCGGAUCGGACACCGCGGACCCAUCCGGCGCUCCACGGAGAUCGACGAGAUACCGUUUCUGGCCGUAGCCCGGUCACUAGGCGAUCUUUGGAGCUUCAACUCGUCCAACAACGAGUACGUGGUGUCGCCGGAGCCGGACCUGGACGUGCUGACUGUGGACGUGACGGCGCACCGCUGUCUAGUGCUCGGCACCGACGGCUUCUGGAACAUGGUGUCACCGCAGAUGGCCGUCACGAACGUGGCGCACGCCGAGCUCUUCAACGAGGAGUGCCUCAUCAACCACACCAACACGGGCGAGGAGCGCCAGUGGAUCAACCCGUCGAAACGGCUGGUGGAUUUAGCGCUAAGCAAGUGGAAGAUGAAGUGUUUACGAGCCGACAACACCACUGUCGUCACCGUCAUGCUGGACCCGCCGGGACCACCUAAAGUGCAGGUGCUGAAGAAGCGCCUGCGCCAGACAUCGGAGUCGGAGACGACGUCGGCGCCCAAGCGGCACGCCGAGGAGCCGCCGCGACUGCCGGACCGACACAAGGUGGCCGCCAAGUUCCGGCCGGCCUUCUUCCGCACGGGGCAUGAGACGCGCGUGCCGGGCGCCUCGCCACUCAGAGACUACAAGGUGUUCAACCCGGUGCCGGUGGUAAGCACGCUGAAGCCGGCGCUGGUGAGCAGACGCUCGUGCCCGCACCCGACGGCUGUGGCGGCGCGGCCGGCCAAGAAGCCAGUGACGCGCAGCCGGAUACGGCUCGGCAAGUGA